Molecule: messenger RNA, 2317 nt
Organism: Ceratina calcarata
Lineage: Eukaryota; Metazoa; Arthropoda; Insecta; Hymenoptera; Apidae
Product: LHFPL tetraspan subfamily member 6 protein
Exons: 5
Coding region: 905-1420 (171 amino acids)
Cellular component (GO): membrane
Source: RefSeq, a predicted model, not a curated record
CACCGCGACAGACGUGGCGUGGGUGGAAAGCGAGGAGGACGGUCCGGUUCGAAUCAGUCGCAUUCACGAAGCGGCGCGCCGAGCACCACCAUUCGGUCGCUGUUCGCUUCUUUAAACCUCCGAGUAGUCCGCAUACACGUUGAAGAAGACGGAUUGUGAUUGUAAUUAGCCCUCCGACCCAAAGAAGAAUCUCUCUUCCUUUUCUCCUUUUGUUUUUAUUAAACUCGCCAUCCAGAUCGCGCGCGCGGUAUGUAGCGUCGCGGUGAAGUUUUCUGGACGGCCGACGAACGCGGCGCGUGAUUCCACGCGCCUCUCGGCUUCGGCUAUAAUUAACGCGGCCAAGAACCACUCCGACUCGCGGUUAUGCUGCUCCUCGACGAACGCGAGUUUUAACUACUUCGUUCCCGGGAGAAAAUAACAUAACCGCUCUGAGUGUAGCCAGUCAGUGUAUAAAUUGGGAAAGAAAUGGAUCAUCGUUAGAGGCGUCGAAGGAGGCUGUCACGGCCGUCGCGAACCUUGACCGUGAGUGCGCUCGAGCCUCUUCGUGGGACGACCUAUAAACCGGUCUAUUUUCAUCCUCGCAGUGUGCGAGCGGAUCGUGUCGAAACACCCCAAGCCGCUUUCUUCCAGCGACGCAGUUUCUCAGUGAACACAAUUUCUGUGGACACGCUGUGAACCGCGCCGCCAGUUCAUCGUUCUCUCGCAGUGGUCCUCGCUGUAAGGCAGCAAUACGUAGGAGGGCCGAAUUCGUUGUGUGUGAAUCUUGCUCCAGAUCGCGGAGGUUUUCAAUUUUGCACGUUUGUUCACGAUGCGGGAGUAGACAGCCAGGGAGGUAAAAAGAUACAGAAAGAGAGCCAGCGAGAAGGAAGGAGAGAGACAGCCGUGACGCUUUCAAACCGAUGAGAUGACAGUGCUGUGUGUGUUGUGGGCAACUCUGUCCACCGUGGCAUCGAUCCUCGCUUGUUCCGGAUUUUAUCUGCCUUACUGGAUACAGGGACGACUGUUGGGAAAGGCGGACGCUUAUUUUAGUUCCUUUCGACGCUGCAACUAUCCGCGGAUAAGAGCGCCAAACACGGCACCCGAAAUUGUUUACGAGUGCGCCAGGUACUCUAGCUUCUGGGAUAUACCGAGCGGUUGGUGGCAGGCUACCACUGUCACAAUGGGCAUUGGUGUCGCAAUCGCUGUAAUCGGUGCGCUCACUCUCUUAGCAGCGGCAUCGAGCUUCCUGCCGCACAUUUUGAAAACGCCUAAACAAACCAGGCUUCUGGGCUCCUUACAACUGCUCGCUGCAGUGAUGAUAUGCGGUGGCCUGGUGAUGUAUCCCAUAGGAUGGGACAACCGGGAGGUACGCGAGUCCUGUGGGAAGGGUGCUAAUGUAUACAAUCUCGCGAAUUUACUUCGGCUGAACUGGUGUCGUUAGGCGAAAUUCUACCCCCUUGACGAGGUAUAGAAAAAGCUGUGGAACGGGCGACAGGAUUACCUGCAUACAUCCUACAAAUGUAACGAGGUUCAUUCCGUUGGAAGUUUGCGCAUUUCGGUGGCGAAUUCUAAUGCCCGGGAACGUUUCGGCGCGAGCUACGUACGUACUAGCCUGUUCCCGGAAACCUUACGUAACUCAGUACCGAGACUUAUGGCGGUUGUAACUUGGCGAAACUGCGAGCCGCGUCAGCGACAAGUAAUCCUUGAUUUUCUCGCGAUUCCGGACCAGCCACUUUCAACCACUUCCACCUCGUUUUUCUUCCCGGCAGGGUGGGCGGUGCGAGAAAAUUUUACACCGGUAGUGGCACUCGAAUAAACGAUCAAACUUCGCGUGUAAAUCCUGUAACGGUGGGAAUUUACCGCGCGAAAUCGGACGCGCGUGGCUCGCCGGGAAUUCGUAAACGAGCGUGGAUUGCACGAUUGCGCACGGGGGUGCUGUUAACAGUUCUGGCAAUGGCAAAACAAUUAGGGUUAACAGGGCAAAUACACGAUAAUUUUAUACCUCCGCAACAAUGUGUUUAGGCAUUUGUAUCCGAGAUAACGCUAUCUUUGCUCUUGUUGACAUUCCUAUGUGCCACCGUUGAAGUCGACUCUGCGAAUAAGAGAUACGUUCUGCUAUUAUUUCGUGUGCGCAGUUAGUGAACGGGUAACGUCGGGAGAUAGUGAAAGCAAAUAGACAGACAGGUAACUUGUCGCUUGGCGACAAUCUGAUAACAAUGGGCAGUCUCGCGGUGUCAGGAGGCGGUAAUGAUGGAGGACGAGAAUAGAGACACCGUUGGGGGGUAGACAGGAUACAGGUUGGACGGGACACGUCAACCCGUUGACAGACGUAUCUCAU